Molecule: messenger RNA, 1085 nt
Organism: Paramecium octaurelia
Lineage: Eukaryota; Ciliophora; Oligohymenophorea; Peniculida; Parameciidae
Source: the annotation of a GenBank genome assembly
AUGAUUGCACUUUUUUUAGGACUUCAUUUUACUUUAUUGCGGUUCCUUUUUUAUUGGACUCUUUACGCAAUCUAUACUUCCAUUUGCUAUAUUUUCGAAUUGAAAUUAUCAAUAUUAGAGUACCUUCUUCCUAUUAUUUUUGAAGUAAUUUAUAUAAUUGUUUAUACAACAUUGUCCCUAAAAUGGUAUUUAAUUUCAUAAUUGUUCAACCUACUUUGGAAUUUGAUAUCAAUAGCCUGUAUGAUCAUUUCGCAAAUAUUUACAUUUUUGGUAUUAAAGAAACCCUAGUAAAGUGCACAACCUGACUUAACAUUGGGGUAGUUUGCAAUUUCUGGUGUCAUAAUAUUUGCAUUAAUUUUGACAUUGAAAUACUAAUUUGAAGAAGGAUGGUCAAAUGAAAUUAGUUAGUACUAUCGAUAACGGAGAUAAGCAAGGUCUAGGAUCCCAAAUAGCUAUUACACAAAUUACUAUUUUGGGUAGACUUAAUCAUAUGCUCCAACAAGUUCCUAUUCUCCAAAACAACCUAGAAGUUAUUCUCAAAAUAAUCGUCAAUAAUCUCAAAAAAAAAAUAAUAGACAAUUUGAGGAAGAGGAAAGGAAAAACUAAUUAACUUUAGAACUAAACGAAAAUAGAGAAAUGAUGAGAUGCCUAUACUAAAACAAGGCUAAUCUCUACUAGUUAAAAAAGAACAAAGAAAUAACAAAGUCAGAAUUAAAGUCUGCUAUGGAAAUAUAUGAUGAAAAAAUAGAGGUCCUGCAAAUAACAGGCAAGGCACUAUUUCUUAAUCUUAUAAAUGUUUAGGAUGGCUUGUGUCGAGUGGAUUUUCAUAAUUUUUAUAAAGCGGAAAUAAAGGGUUUGGUGGAUGGAUUACUAUAGAAAAUUCGAUUGUAUUAAUACGAGGAGGGUUGGCGAUAAGUCAAACUUAAAAUAAUUGUGGGGAAAGGUAUAAUAUUUGUUAUAGAAUUUUAGGGAAUCAUUCGAAAAAUGGUAUUCCUGUGAUAGGACCGUUGACUUAAGAAUUAUUAAACUAGUACUUAUAGGAGGAUGUGGAAAUAAGGAAUGGGGUUAUAGAGGUAUAAGUUUGA